Molecule: messenger RNA, 369 nt
Organism: Pseudocercospora fijiensis CIRAD86
Lineage: Eukaryota; Fungi; Ascomycota; Dothideomycetes; Mycosphaerellales; Mycosphaerellaceae
Exons: 5
Coding region: 1-369 (122 amino acids)
Source: RefSeq, a predicted model, not a curated record
AUGCUGCUCAGGUACAUUUGCUUGAUAGAAUGGAACGAGCAGCACGACGAACUCAGACAGUCGAGCAAUGCCUAUAUCACCGGACUCAGGCAGACCACUAGCGGUCGACAAAAUGCUCGAUGGCAUAAGCAACAAAGAGUCCCGUCGACUUCGAUGAGGCAGCGAGAGUUGCGAUCCGAUACGACAACUGCUCUCAAAUUUCGGGGACUUGAGCUGUUAGGAGAUAGUCGACGACUUCUCCGUACCAAGGAUCAGGCAGCCCAUCUCUGGGAAAGAAAAGCCCCAGGAGUUCAUGUAGCUAGCUGGGUAGGUAUGUCAGGCGAGACAGAUGUUCACCGGAGCUUCACUUCCAAUGCAGUCCAUGUGUAA